AUGGAAUACUUGCAAGAAUGGGUUAAAAAACACGGCUGGGAAAGCGAAGUUGUUGUUGGUGGUGGUGACGUACCACAUAAAUUAGGCGAAUUAGUUGUGUUCUGUAUAAAACACGCACAAUUAAAAGUUUUCGACUUAGACGGUAAAGCUACAGCUUUCAUCGACUACAAAACUGGUGUACCUCCAGUAUCGAAAUACAAUGAUGCUUACGUGAAAAAAAUGUAUGGAAAUGAAUAUGAGUUUCGUCAAGCAAAUGAAAUGAAUGAGUUACGUAAUACAUUUGGAGAGAAUUUGAAUAACUGGAAGGUUGGAAAACUAAAGAUGCUUACUGUUGCAACUGAUUCCAAAGGCGUUCAUCGUCUAUAUACAACACAGCAGAUUGCAGAGAAACCAGUUAAAAACUUUUAUCCAACAAAUGUCUCACUACCAGCACCAAACCCACCGAAAGAUAACCUGCCUGCAAUUGAAGAAGUAGCUCCAGCCAAAUCACCACUACCACUAGCACCUGGUAAUGAUCACGUCGAGUUUGCUGCAAACCUUUUUGAGUGA
Didymodactylos carnosus is the source of this 549-nucleotide messenger RNA. NCBI's taxonomy places the organism in Eukaryota, Metazoa, Rotifera, Eurotatoria, Philodinida, Philodinidae. The record is from the annotation of a GenBank genome assembly.